Molecule: messenger RNA, 6548 nt
Organism: Syngnathoides biaculeatus (alligator pipefish)
Lineage: Eukaryota; Metazoa; Chordata; Actinopteri; Syngnathiformes; Syngnathidae
Gene: atp2a3
Product: ATPase sarcoplasmic/endoplasmic reticulum Ca2+ transporting 3
Exons: 21
Coding region: 579-3593 (1004 amino acids)
Biological process (GO): calcium ion transmembrane transport; intracellular calcium ion homeostasis
Cellular component (GO): membrane
Molecular function (GO): ATP binding; P-type calcium transporter activity; ATP hydrolysis activity
Source: RefSeq, a predicted model, not a curated record
UGAGGUUAUAGGUGAGAUGAGGUAGUAUUUAAAAUGUGAUACAUUAAUAGGAAACACAACAAAAUCAUAGGAAAAAAAAAGUUGGUCAUUGAUCGGGGACAAGACGCGGUUCCAAAUCCAUUCGGUCCUCAGCAAACUUUUAGUUGACCCACCACGUGGACACUUUCUGCAUUUUGGCGACGACUCGUUUUGAGGUGGCGUGUGCGUCAUUUGUGCGUUCAGGGGAAGUUUCCCGCAGGCAGACGCCGGCGCGUGUCCUCGCACAGGUACGCGCAGCCAAUGGGGGCGCCCGAGGGAGUGAGCAAACACACCGGGGGCGGCGCACGCCGGCUCACGCACGGGGGCACACCUUCGCGUGCAGAUGAGGUCGGCAACUUGAAGCACAGCAGCGCGCCCGUCUCGUUGCCGGCCGGGGAAUUGCUUCGUCUUCAUCGGGCGGUUCCAGGUGAUCUCGCAGCGAGGAGACGCAUCCAGCCGCCUCGCCUCAGCGUCCCUCCGCGGAAAUCCUUUCAGACCACCCGUUCAAGUCCAUGCGUCCUCAUCUCCUCAUCUAAAACCCCCAAAUCGAGCCCGCCGAGAUGGAAAAUGCGCACACCAAGCCGGCGAGUGAAGUUUUAGACUUCUUCGGCGUCAAUGAAAACACAGGACUGACUCAGGAGCAGGUCAAAGUGCAACUAGACAAAUAUGGACCGAACGAGCUCCCUGCUGAAGAAGGAAAGUCCCUGUGGGAACUGGUGCUGGAGCAGUUUGAAAACCUUCUCGUCAGGAUCUUGCUUCUUGCUGCCUGCGUCUCUUUUGUGUUGGCUCUGUUUGAGGAGGGGGAGGAGACCGCCACCGCCUUUGUUGAACCCGUCGUCAUCCUCCUUAUUCUCAUCGCCAACGCCGUUAUUGGUGUCUGGCAGGAGCGAAAUGCCGAGAAUGCCAUUGAGGCACUUAAAGAGUACGAACCCGAGAUGGGGAAGGUGUACCGCAUGAACCGUAAAGCAGUGCAGAGGAUCAAAGCCAGGGACAUCGUUCCAGGAGACAUCGUGGAGGUGGCAGUCGGUGACAAAGUUCCAGCAGACAUCAGGGUGACAUCUAUUAAGUCCACCACAUUGAGAGUGGACCAAUCCAUCCUCACAGGGGAGUCUGUGUCCAUCAUCAAACACACCGACCCAGUGCCUGACCCCAGGGCUGUCAAUCAAGACAAGAAGAACAUGUUGUUUUCUGGCACAAACAUUGCAGCCGGUCGAGCAAUAGGCGUGGUCGUGGCCACUGGCGUUGCCACGGAAAUUGGCAAAAUCCGCAAUCAGAUGGCGUCGACAGAACAGGAUAAGACUCCGCUGCAGCAGAAGUUGGAUGAGUUCGGCGAGCAGCUCUCCAAGGUCAUCUCCCUCAUCUGCGUGGCGGUGUGGGUGAUCAACAUCGGCCAUUUCGGAGACCCCGUCCAUGGCGAUUCCUGGGUGCGGGGAGCCAUCUAUUACUUUAAGAUCGCAGUGGCCUUGGCUGUGGCUGCCAUCCCCGAAGGCCUGCCCGCAGUCAUCACCACCUGCCUGGCCCUCGGGACCCGUCGCAUGGCCAAAAAGAAUGCCAUCGUGCGCAGUCUGCCCUCAGUGGAGACCCUGGGUUGCACCUCUGUCAUCUGCUCUGACAAGACGGGGACCCUCACCACCAACCAAAUGUCUGUUUGUCGAAUGUUUGUGAUAGACAAAGUGCAGGAUUCAAGCUGCACCCUGCAUGAGUUCUCCAUAACCGGAUCCACUUAUGCACCUGAAGGGCAAAUACUGAAAGGAGACCGGUCAGUCGAGUGUGGAGACUAUGAUGGACUUUUGGAGCUGGCCACUGUGUGUUCCAUGUGCAAUGACUCCUCAUUGGACUACAAUGAGGCCAGAGGGGUGUACGAGAAAGUAGGUGAAGCCACAGAGACUGCGCUUACCACCUUGGUGGAGAAGAUGAACGUCUUCAAAACGGACCUUUCAGGACUCGGCAAGGUGGAGCGUGCUGGGGCCUGCAACUCGGUGAUUAGGCAGCUGAUGAAGAAGGAGUUCACGUUGGAGUUCUCUCGUGACCGCAAGUCCAUGUCAGUCUACUGCACGCCAGUCAAGCCUGGCUCUCAGAGCAAGAUGUUUAUCAAGGGUGCUCCAGAGAGCGUGAUUGAGCGAUGUCAGUACAUGCGUGUGGGAACGGGCAAGGUGGCGCUGACACCCGCAUUGCGUGACCAGCUCAUGGCCAAGGUCCGCGACUGGGGGACAGGCAGGGACACCCUGCGCUGUCUCGCUCUGGCCACGCGUGACAACCCGCCACGCAAAGAAGACAUGGAUUUGGAGAAUUCCAGCAAGUUUGUAGACUAUGAGUUGAGCCUCACUUUCAUUGGCUGCGUGGGCAUGCUGGACCCCCCAAGGAAGGAGGUCAUAGGCUCGGUGAAGCUGUGCAAUGAGGCAGGGAUUCGUGUGAUCAUGAUCACGGGGGACAACAAGGGCACAGCGGUGGCCAUCUGCAGGCGCAUUGGCAUCUUCGGCGAGGACGAGGACGUGACCGGAAAGGCUUACACCGGCCGGGAGUUUGAUGAUCUGUCCCCCGAAGCCCAGAAAGAAGCAGUGAAAUCUGCGCGAUGUUUCGCGCGUGUGGAGCCAGCUCACAAGUCUAAGAUUGUUGGAUACCUUCAGUCCUUUGACGAGAUCACUGCCAUGACUGGAGAUGGUGUGAAUGAUGCCCCCGCCUUGAAGAAAGCAGAGAUUGGCAUUGCCAUGGGCUCGGGUACAGCAGUGGCCAAAUCAGCCUCUGAGAUGGUACUUUCUGAUGACAACUUCUCCACCAUUGUGUCUGCUGUGGAGGAGGGCAGAGCCAUCUACAACAACAUGAAGCAGUUCAUCAGAUACCUUAUCUCCUCCAACGUGGGCGAAGUUGUGUGCAUUUUCCUGACGGCCAUUCUGGGUCUCCCUGAAGCUUUGAUACCAGUCCAGUUAUUGUGGGUUAAUCUGGUGACUGAUGGUCUGCCUGCCACCGCCCUGGGCUUCAACCCCCCUGACUUGGACAUCAUGGACAAACCUCCACGUAAUCCCAAAGAACCUCUCAUCUCAGGAUGGCUUUUCUUCCGCUACCUGGCCAUUGGAGGCUAUGUGGGCCUUGGGACAGUUAGUGCAGCCACGUGGUGGUACCUGUUUGAUGAAGAAGGCCCACAAGUGUCUUUUUAUCAGCUGAGACACUUCAUGCAAUGCACUGAGGAGAACCCAGUGUUUCAGGGAAUAGAUUGCGAGGUGUUUGAAUCCCGCUACCCCACCACCAUGGCCCUGUCUGUGCUUGUCACCAUCGAAAUGUUCAACGCGCUCAACAGUUUGUCUGAGAACCAGUCCCUUGUCAGGAUGCCUCCAUGGGUCAAUAUUUGGCUACUGGGAGCCAUCAUCCUUUCUCUCUCCCUCCACUUCUUAAUCCUUUAUGUUGAGCCGAUGCCACUGAUCUUCCAGGUGACUCCUCUGCGAUGGUCUCAAUGGACGGUGGUCCUGAAAAUUUCAAUCCCUGUCAUCCUCCUUGAUGAGGCACUCAAAUAUAUUUCCAGGAAUCAUCUUGAAGGAGAGGAUGACAAUAAGUACAGAAGGAGAUGGCAGCAGAAUUAACUCGUCUCCCUCGAACACGCUCACACAGUUAGACACAAGCCUUCAUGCAAGCGGCAACACACGAUUUACGAUUCCCUACUCCUGCGUUUCGGAUGAACCACCACCACACGGUCAAGAGGCACACGUGAGAAUGGAUGUGCAAGACAAAGAAAACCGCUGCAAGCUUUGGCUUGAGUGUGAGAGUGAAUGAGGGGGAAAAGGUUUUAGAUGCGUGCAGUUAUUUUUGUUGUUGUUGUUGUUGUUCUUCUUACAGUACAGUAAUGCAAACAUAGCGGUGCAUUCGCUGGACGUGGAAAGAGAGAAGUGGAAUGGGGAUUGAUCAUCCUGGUGUGACAGAGAAGAAAAGCCUUUAUGACACACAGAUGGAAAGAUGAUUGCUGAUUGGUUGCUUUUGUCAAAAUGUGGCUCUUGAGCUAGUGUGUGUGUGUGUGGGGUGGGUGUGUGUGUGGCUGUCAGUCAGGUCACUGUAGAUGGUUACCAAACUUGUGUGUGCAUGUGUGUCCACGAUAAUCUGGUGGUACUGCCCAAGCUUCUGCAAUUCAAUUUUCUCGGCGCACAGUCGUGUCAUAACGUGAUUUGUGGGUCGUCACAGUAAAGCUUCCUCGUCAUUCUUCAUUUUUCCCCUCAAUUCAAAUGGUGUUGCAGUGCUAAACUGUCUUGUUCUGACUGCACUUGCACUUCGUCAGUGUGUAUCGGUUCGCGCCGCUUGUCCGCUUUCUUCAAUGCCUUAUUCGCCGUCCCACCUUAAAGACUUGGCGAAAAAUGAAAAACAAAACGGUCAAUCAUCAAGCAGCCAUGAAACCAACGUACCAGUGAUGUCGUCGUUUGGACUUUUUUGAUUUAUUCCGUGUGCACAAGACUUUUGCAUGAAGUUUCAGAAUGAAAACUGGUCUUCAACCUGUACGUGCACAAAGUACAGGUAUUUGGGUCAUCUCUAAACUGGUUAGUGCAGAUUUCCAACUGUUCAACAUUUCAGUACUUUUCACCUAGGUUGCUGUUCUCUAACAUAGACCUACAGUAAAUAGCAACAUUCACAACAGGUGUCCAAGGAAAUCCACUUAUAUGGCUUUCUGAUACAUUUUCUGUCCCACUGUAAUUCUGUUGCAACCUGCUGAUGACGUUGUGCCCCUCUGAGCUUAGUAGCCACUUUCCUCUGAGAACACCCCGUUUAAAACCCCACAACGAUGAUGCACGAUCAAUCAUCUGUUUAGCGUUUGCUUUGAUCCCAUCAUCUCGAAAUGUGAACAGCAUGGUGAAGAGAACUGUUCAAAUGCUAAUUCCAACUGAACCAGUUGAGUUUUUGCCAUAUGGCUCCUCGUUGGAGAACAAGCAAAAAAUACUGAAACAUUGAACAGUUGGACAUGUGGCUCAAAAUGUUUUGAGAAGAGCGCAUUCAUUUCCCCUAUAAAAUUUAUGGCGCACUUUAGGUUAAUCGUGAAAAUUCACUCAAAAUCCGAAUCUCCCUAAAUUGUUGAGUACUGUGUAUAUUACUCUAAGCUGUCAUUUCAGCCUCUGAGUCAAACUUAUUGUGCAAAAUAAGUUAAUGAAUGGCAAGUAGGCUGCUAGUCUCUAUGGAAAAGAUUAAAAAAAAAAAAAAAAAAUCACACCAUGCCUUACACAGCCCCACUGCACCUCCACUUUGAACAAGUGGUGAAAAUGAAUGUCUGCGUAGUACUCACUGCUACCACUCCUGUUGGCCCCAAAAGAGAGAUGUUGGUCCUGAGGAUGCUUAUGGAAUACCUGCUUUUUUUUUUUUUUGCAUGCCUCCGUGCUUUGUGCACUGCUCUUUCACUCCUCCCACGUUCUCGGUCUUUUAGCAACUCAAUUGGUAAUAUUUUAUAUCAUUAAAUAUGUUUGACUGAAUGAGAGUGAAUGCUUGAGAGUGUAUCUUUUAGCUCUUGAUUAUUGGUUUCGUGCCAGGUCCUGGUACUACGAGGACCAGGUCACAGCGGUUUAUUUAAUUUAUUAUUGUUAUUAUUAUAUAUAUUUUUUUUUACUCUUUCAUUUGCUUUCCUAUUGUGCACACCAACAGAAAAAGUGCUGGAUUUGAAAUUAAAAAAGGAAGAGGGUGAUAAUGUUCCUAGUGAAUUCUGUGGCAUCUGGAACAAUAGUCUAUAAUAAUAAUAAUAAUAAUGUUUUUAACACCAAGAAGAGUGAGUGUGCUCAGAACCACCUGCUCCUGUGUCCUGGUUUUCCAUGGCACUGGAACUUCUGUCCACCAGGCACUAUAGAGGUCUGUUUAGGGUUAUUUACUACUGAAUUCUCAGUUCUGUACAGAAGAUGAAUAUAUGAUUGCAUGGAAUUGUGUGACUGUAAUAAUAACCUAUACAGUACAUAGAUUGUUUGGAGGGAUAGCAAUGAAUGAAUGACUUUUCUUUUUCUCCUUUCACCACUUCUUACUGUUUUUGCAGGCUAGACAAAUAUGUAUCUUUUUAGGGAAGGGUUUACAUUCUUUUGCGGUUUUGUGAUUGACUGUAGGGGAAGAAUCCGGUGUCAAGCUCAAGAAUCAUUGCUUACUCUGGUAUCCUGAUCAUUUCACUGUGUUGUUCUGAGAAUGAUCGAAAAUUUGUGAAUGGAUUGUGUGGUUAACGCUGAGCAAGUGGCAGUAAUGGAUUCUGGGUAAUGAAGUUUUUUUUUUUUUUUUUUUGACUGUACUGUACAGUGAAGAGUUUGUGGAUGCAGGCUCUAGAGAAUGAUGACAGUCAUUAAAAAUCGUGACACCUGAUCGGACUGCCAUCGAGGUACUCCUACUAUUUCCGAUCACCUGGUUUUCCAACAGUAGUGGCCCAAUAAUGUUCAAAUCAAUGAAAUCUAACAGUUUUAAGAAAACGUCUCUAGAGCCUGACAUCUACCUCUGAAAAUGGAAAAGAUGGUCUGUAUUGCCUUGUUAAUAAUGAACGUGGACACAUAAUUUUAUAUAAAACAAAGAUGUGGAAAUAAAGAUUAUUUAUCUUA